AUGCCGGAUUCUUCCAAACAUCUCGAAUCGACCCUUCACAUCCUGCCCUCUACUGAGCAUUGCGACAAAACUGCAAUCCACAGAGCCUCCGUGAUGGCGGCAAACAUCAUCUCCCUCCCGUUCCGAAAGGGCGUGCACCUCUCCCUCUCGACAGCUAUCAAGAAGUAUAUCAGUGUAAAAUAUGACCAGCACCCGGACAUGUUUCGCCAGGACCUCGAGGUCAUCGAUGCGCUCCGGACCGACGCUGUUAACGUCCGCGAACCGCACCAGAGCGGAAUCAAGAGGCUCCAGGCCUACGCCGCCCAGCUGGUCUGGAUCGGCGGAAAGUUCCCGAUAGAUAUCGGCGCCGACUUCACCUGGUAUCCCUCCCUCGGCUACAACGUCGACCGCCCCAUGGUCCGCAACAACCUCAAAUACGAACUCCUCAACGUCCUCUACAACCUCGCCGCCCUCUACUCCCAACUCGCCAUAUCCUCCCCCCGAAACACAACCGAAGGCCUCAAGACCGCCGCGAACUACUUCUCCCUCGCCGCCGGCGUCCUGCAGCACAUGAUCAAGGAGGUUGUCCCCGAGCUCAGGAUGUCCGACCCACCCGAGGACAUGGACGCGCAUACCCUCGAGUCCCUGACGCAGCUGCUCCUCGCCCAGAGCCAGGAGUGCUUCUGGCUCAAGGCCGUUAUGGACGGAUACAGGGAUGGGAGCAUCGCGAAGCUGGCCGCUAGGGUCUCGGAUUUGUAUGACCUUGCUGGGGAGGCCGCCGUCAAAAGCGACGCCAUUAGCGCGGCUUGGAUCCAUCAUAUGAGCGCCAAACAUCAUCACUUUGCGGCUGCCGCGCAGUAUCGCGCUGCGCGGGAGUGUCUCGAGAGGGGGAAGUUUGGGGAGGAGGUAGCGAGGCUGAAGGACUCGGUUAAGUGUGUUGUUGAUGGGCUAAAGGAUACGAAGAAGGGAUAUCUCAACAAGACGAUCAUCGACGACCUCCAGAAUCUGAAGAAGAAGGUUGAGGAGGAUCUGAAGCGAGCAGAGCGUGACAACGACAUGAUAUACCUAAAUGCCGUGCCAUCCAAAGCCGAACUGAAGAUCCUCGAUCGCGCCAACAUGGCCGCUGCCAAGACCCCGCCGCAGGUAGCGAAGCCCCUCGAUUAUCUCGGCGACCAGGCAGAAUUCGGCCCCGCCCUGUUCUCGCGCCUCGUGCCAUUCUCCGUACACCAAGCGACAUCCAUCUACGAAGAAAGAAGAGAUCGCCUAGUCAAUCAAAACAUCAUCCAGAGCCUCGAGGUUCUAACUGAAGAUGUGCACUCCGUCCUCACGUCGCUAGGUCUCCCCGGAUCGCUACAGGCGUUGGAAAAACCCUUGGGACUCCCGCACAGCCUCACGCAACACGCCGAGGAGAUAAGGCAAGCUGACGCCAUCAACCGAAUCAACAAGAGUUUCACGGACAUAGAAAAGCUCCGAGCGGCCGAUCAAGCCAUAUUCGACGAGGGUCUCGAGAUCCUAGCCUCCGAGGAGGAGGAAGAUAAUCGCCUGCGCCUGAAAUACGGCACGGAUAGGUGGACCCGUCCCCCCGGUCCCGAGGAUCCCCAGGGAAGCAGGCUCUGGGAGCAAGUCCGCGAAAUAGGAGGAUAUUUCGCCACGAGUCUGAGCAGCGACGGCGUCGUGCGGGAAAAGUUCGCCGCCGUAUCGGAAACCCUGACCCUCCUUGCGGGCCCCGACAGGCAUCUGAUGAGCUACGUGCCGUCGAGCCUGCAGGCCACGAUCCCCGAGAACCUCAAAACAGUCAUAGGAAGACUGCGAGGUGCGUACAACGACGUGCUGCGUCUUGAAUCUCGGCGAAGGAAGAAGGUCGAGGCGCUGAGGGAGAAGUGUCGCGCCGACGAUAUCCGGCCGGAUAUCCUCAAAGAGGCGGCGAGGUUGGAGAGAACGUACCCCUCGACGGCGAUUGUGCCGGCGCAUUUUGAGGAUUUCUUCGAGAAGCGCCUCGAUAAACUUUAUGAGCCGGAACUCGAGGCCGUGGAUAAGGAGAAGGUGGAGCAGGAGAGGUUGUUGACGGAGGUGACGCGAGUGAAUCGCGAGUUUGAGAGUCAGAAGAAGAUGGGGGAUGGGAGCACGAAGUUGAGGGAGCAGCGGCUUCAGACGCUUGAGAACGCUUAUUUCAAGUAUAAGGAGAUCAUAAACAACCUGGAGGUGGGGAGGAAGUUUUACAAUGAUCUUAGCAAGAUUGUUGGGCAGAUUUUUAGGGAUCAGGCGAGGGUGUGGGCGAAUCAGCGGAGGAUGGAGGCGAGAAGCCUAGAGGACUACUUCCCCCAACAAACACAACCGCAACACCACCAACCCGUCCCACAACAGCAACCACAAAACACCAUACCGAUCCCCUCCGCCGUCCAGGAACCACCGCCCGAGGCUCCCAUCCAAUCCUGGGCCGGCUCGACGGUUUCGCCGCAGCAGCCCCGGCCGAUGGCGCCCAUGCAGGGCAUGUGGACUCCGGAUAUGCCAAUCAAAUUCGGGGGGCCUUCGGCGGCGCCGGUGAGGGGAAAUACGCCGGGUGGGAAGCAACCGUCCGGGACGUGGGAUCCGAACUCCGGUAUCAAGUUUGGCUGA
This is a messenger RNA of Scedosporium apiospermum, 2595 nucleotides long. RefSeq names its product pH-response regulator protein palA/RIM20. Gene Ontology annotation, molecular function: protein binding. Gene Ontology annotation, cellular component: endosome. The coding region runs from base 1 to 2595 and encodes 864 amino acids. NCBI's taxonomy places the organism in Eukaryota, Fungi, Ascomycota, Sordariomycetes, Microascales, Microascaceae. The record is from RefSeq and is a predicted model, not a curated record. The transcript has 5 exons.